CAAAGUUGCAGCCCGCUCAGCCGGGACGGCUGGUGUCCCAGCGGGGACGAUGCCGGGGCGCACGGUGCUCCCCAGCCCCCCCGAGGCUCUGCCGGGCAGAGCGGAGCGGCUGCCAGUGUCAGGCACGCAUGCUGUCAAUGGGAACCCCACGGUCCCGCCAUUCCCCGCCGAGAUGCAGGUGGCGAUUUUCGGCAUGGGGUGCUUCUGGGGAGUGGAGCAGCUCUUCUGGAAGAUGCCGGGGGUCUUCUCCACCCAGGUGGGCUACGCAGGAGGCUUCACCCCCAACCCCACCUACGAAGAGGUCCGCUCAGGGCUGACAGGGCACGCGGAGGUGGUGAGGGUGGUCUUCGACCCCCGGGAGCUCCGCUACGAGGACCUGCUCAGAGCCUUCUGGGAGAACCACGACCCCACGCAAGGCAUGAGGCAGCAGCAGGACGUGGGCACCCAGUACCGCUCCGUCAUCUACACCCUGGGCGCCGAGCAGGGCGAAGCCGCCCGCCGGAGCAGGGCAGCGUACCAGGAGGAGCUGAGCAAGCGGCGCCUGGGAGCCAUCACCACCGCCGUGGAGCCGGCCGGCGACUUCUUCUACGCCGAGGACCGCCACCAGCAGUACCUGCACAAGGUGCCCGGCGGCUACUGCGGCCUCCAGGGCACCGGCGUCGCCUGCCCCGUCGCCCCCUGAGCCGUCGGCCCCGGCUCCUCCUUGCCUUCCUCUUCCUCGCUCCCUCUCUCCCGGGGAGGGAGGAAGGUUCCUGCGCCAGCCCGAGGGCAGCGCCACGGCCUGGGGACAUCUCCGUGUCACUGGGGAGGGUGGCGCUGGCUUGUCCCCACUGCUGUGCUGCUCUGCAUCACCCCAGCUGGAUUAAAGCUCUGUCCCCCCCCA
Messenger RNA from Dromaius novaehollandiae (emu), 883 nucleotides. Its product is annotated as peptide methionine sulfoxide reductase MsrA-like. Gene Ontology annotation, biological process: cellular response to oxidative stress. Gene Ontology annotation, molecular function: peptide-methionine (S)-S-oxide reductase activity. The transcript is spliced from 6 exons. Lineage: Eukaryota; Metazoa; Chordata; Aves; Casuariiformes; Dromaiidae. The coding region runs from base 50 to 682 and encodes 210 amino acids. Gene Ontology annotation, cellular component: cytoplasm. The record is from RefSeq and is a predicted model, not a curated record.